AUGGAGAGCUCUGUGCCAGAUUAUUACCCGGAGCCGCCCAGCCUCGUUGGGACAGUGUUUGUGCGGUCCGUAUUCUUCCAUCAUUCACGCCCGGAGGUUGUUUGGGUCCACGGCCAACCGGACAAGGCUCUUUCAAAGAGCAUGACCUUGGUGAAGUCCGAAAACGGUUCGGUGGUUGCCAGUGAUACUGCUGUCUCUCUUGCUGGCCUUGUUGCUGCACACGCUCCCCAGAGUGCUGGUGCCCAGAGUGCACGUGCCCACCCUGAUUCUGAUACCCACCGCCGUAGCUGGCAGGAGCUGGCAUCUGGCCGUAUAACGGCUACUACUAAAUUGGCAAUUGUUGCCAGACUUGGGGUUGGGGAGAGGAGGAGGGUGCUAAAGCUCGCUAUAAGGGAGUUGGGGGGUAAAAAAGCGAGGGUGAGGGAGCUGAAGUCGCCUGCGGUGGUACUAGAGGAGGGGGUGCUAGCACGGCUGGCACGGCUGGUUAUUAAAUCCCUCUGGCACGAGAUUAGCGCUGGCGGGCUAGCGCUCUCCCCCCUCUCUAAGUAUCUCGCUAUAUUGCUCAGCGGGGCGGCUCAUUGCGCCUUCGAAAGCUUCCGGGUUUAUAAGGUCACGUCCCAAUACUCUACGUAUAUAAUCAGUAAGGUCCGGGUCGGGGACUGCCGCUUGACGUUGGCGGCUGAGCAAGGCAACGGGGUCUUAGAUUGCUACUAUAGAAGUUUGAGGGCAUACGGCGCCACUUUUAACUUACUAUAUUCGUUAAUCCAUAAGACAAUAGGGUAUACUUAA
Molecule: messenger RNA, 789 nt
Organism: Neurospora tetrasperma FGSC 2508
Lineage: Eukaryota; Fungi; Ascomycota; Sordariomycetes; Sordariales; Sordariaceae
Exons: 12
Coding region: 1-789 (262 amino acids)
Source: RefSeq, a predicted model, not a curated record